AUGUGGUUUAAGUCGUGUAGUGACGGGGCUCGUCCUAUGUACCCCCUUUAUGGUUCAGUGAAUUGGGUAUGUGAGGAUAUUACAGACCAUUUUCCAACUUCAAAAGCAAACAUCAACAGCAUUACUUGUUUGAAAUGCAACAUUCCCGUGUUAGAUGGUAACUUUAUCCCUUCAAAUUUUCGGGGAGCGACGUUUAAUUUAAGCUACAGCCACGUGAAGAAAAUCCAAGAGGACGCUUUUAAAUCGUUUACAAACACUACUCAUAAAUUUAUCUUUGAUAAUAAUGAGAUUAAUUACAUAGGCAAAAAGGUCUUUAGCAAUUUUUCACAGCUUGACGAAAUUAAUCUUAGGAAUAAUAAAAUAUCAAGGCUGGUUGCGGGAGUGUUUGAUAAAACUAAUGUGACUUUAUUAGAUUUAUCCCAAAAUCAUGUCACAGACCUUACCUCCAUGUUAAACGGGCUAAAAGUCUCCAUGUUAAAUUUAUCAUCAAAUGGAAUUAAAGAACUUGAAGUGAGUGCUUUAGACGGAGUCGUAAUUUGGACAGGUAGACAAUGGUCCCCCAAUAAACAAUCGCUGGACUUAUCUAAUAAUUUCUUAACUUUGAUUAAACCAAACACGUUUAAGUUCUCAAAGGAGGAUAAUACUCUACGCAUCUUGCAUUUGCAAAAAAAUAUGUUGACGGUCAUAGAAAACGACACUUUUGCGCAGUUAAAUUAUCUUUGGCAUUUAUCUUUGGAGCGAAAUUCUAUUUCACAGUUAUACAGGGAUUCAUUUAGGGGAUUGUCAAGCUUACGUGUUUUGAACAUUGCGAAUAAUCUUUUAAUGGAUAUACCAUAUGGAAUAUUCGGCAACACAAGAUCACUUGAACAGUUAGAUCUAUCCCAAAAUCGUUUAACGACCUUAUCAAGAAGUACAUUUACUGGUUUGAGCAGCCUAACAAAAUUAAAUAUAUCGCACAACUACUUCCAAACAAUCGAGGACUCGCAUUUAUUGCCGUUAGGAAAGCUGUCCUCAUUGGACGUUAGUGACACAAGGCUUCACAAGUUCAACUUAAAACAAAUAAUGGAUCAUCACUUUGGAUUAUACACUUUAGUCAUUAAUGAUAACUUUUGGACUUGCUCAAAUUUGUUACAAAUGUAUAAGCUAAUAAAUCGAAAACGAAUGACUUUUAGUUAUCCGUCCAGAUACUUCGACGUUCCAAAUCUGCAUGGAGUUGCGUGUUCUCGACAAGAAUUGGACUCUUACGAUAACCUGUCGUUUGAAAACUUUUUAAGCAUAAUUUCACAAGAUCCAAUUAUUGAAGACAUUUUUGAUGAUCACCUCACCAACGAUAGUGAAAUGAGUGUAAAUACCAAUAUGAUGCAAGAUGUGAAUAGGCUAAGUAUUAUGUUAACAAUUGUAACUGUUAUCUGCGUAAUAUUAUUUGUAUUUUGUGUUGUACAAUACCUUUUUGCAUUUUUACGCUACGGGAAUUUUGUUAAAUCUGACAAAUUUUCCUUUCUAUAUGCACAGAAUCAAGAUAAAGUGGAACUUUUACCUUAA
This is a messenger RNA of Photinus pyralis (common eastern firefly), 1542 nucleotides long. RefSeq names its product leucine-rich repeat-containing protein 15-like. The transcript has 2 exons. The record is from RefSeq and is a predicted model, not a curated record. The coding region runs from base 1 to 1542 and encodes 513 amino acids. Gene Ontology annotation, cellular component: extracellular matrix. Gene Ontology annotation, molecular function: protein binding. Lineage: Eukaryota; Metazoa; Arthropoda; Insecta; Coleoptera; Lampyridae.